Molecule: messenger RNA, 1265 nt
Organism: Pantherophis guttatus
Lineage: Eukaryota; Metazoa; Chordata; Lepidosauria; Squamata; Colubridae
Product: olfactory receptor 6X1-like
Biological process (GO): G protein-coupled receptor signaling pathway
Cellular component (GO): membrane
Molecular function (GO): G protein-coupled receptor activity; olfactory receptor activity
Source: RefSeq, a predicted model, not a curated record
UCUAGGAAAUUUAAUUAAUAGCCUUGAAUUCUUGGGAUUUUUUUUUAAAGAAAUGAUAGAUCUGUACCUUGAAUUUACAUUCUGCUUGCAUUUUUGAUGGAUUCGUGGACUAGAAUCUGCAGAGAUCCCAGGGAAUGGAUCUGAGCAAUUGUACCCGAGUGACUGAAUUCGUCCUUCUUGGCUUUCCACGCAUUUCUGGAAUGAACAUCACUUUGUUUACAGUCAUCCUCCUGCUCUACAUUUUGUCCAUCUCAGGUAAUGGUUUCAUCAUAAUCAUCGUAAGAGUUGAUCGUCAACUCCAGAAGCCAAUGUACUUCUUCCUUAGCAACCUCUCUUUCCUCGAGAUAUGGUACACCACCGUUUUAGUCCCCAAAAUGUUGGCCAAUCUGCUGUCAUCCAAGACCACCAUCUGCUUCUACUGCUGCAUGGCGCAAUCCUAUUUCCACUUUCUCUUGGGCAUCACAGAAUUUUACAUCCUCACGGUCAUGUCGUUCGACCGGUAUCUGGCCAUCUGCCAGCCGUUAAGAUACCCCACCAUCAUGACUACCGGUGUUUGCUUUCAGCUCGCCUUGGCUGCGUGGUUCGGGGGCUUCUGUACCAUCCUUCUCCAGACCGUGUUGGUGGUGAGACUGCCUUUCUGCCAUUCCAACGUGGUCAACCAUUUUUAUUGUGACAUUGGGCCCUUGUUGAAAAUCUCCGGGGGUCAUACCAAUCUUAUCGAAGCCCUGGGCUUCCUGAUUUCGGUAGCUGUCAUCUUGACGUCCCUGCUCCUGAAUGUGAUUUCUUACACCUUCAUCAUUUCCGCUAUUCUCCGCAUCCCGUCGGCCAGCGGAGGGCGGAAAGCUUUCUCCACUUGCGCCUCCCAUCUGACGGUGCUCAGCAUCUUGUAUGGGGCUGUCCUUUUCAUCUACCUGAGACCUUCUGCGGCACGUUCCUCAUUCAACCUUAACAAGGCCGUCUCCAUGCUGAACACAGUCAUAGCCCCUGUGCUCAACCCUUUCAUCUACACCAUCAGAAACAACGACGUCAAAACGGCAUUGAGGAAGUUGUUGCGAUCAUCGGAGGGCAAAUGAACUUCCCCUCCAUUGUAAAUGCCUGGUUGCGAUGCAAAAGAUUUGAAAGGGAGGCGCCGACGGCGGGAACAGCCUAAUUUUAAAUGUAUUUUAUUUCGAAAUAAUGCCAUUUGAAAUCUGUACCUUUUUAUAAUGUUGGCUGAUGGAGUUUGCUGAGAAAACUGUUGGAUGAAGAAUCCAGUAAACAGUAUC